AUGAAUAUUAACGUAACAACGUUUAUAAACCCUUUUUCUUUUUUUUGUAUGCCUGAGGCUAGUCAGAAAAUUAACUUACCUGAAAAUGACCAAAUACUUUCGUCUCAAAAUGUGGGCAGUAGCAUCGAUCCAUCCAAAGUCAAUCACGGCCAAUAUGUCGCAGUAUUAUGGCAAAGCAGGUGGACGCGUGGUAUAAUUACUAUGGAAUCACAGUGCUUAAUAUGGUUAAUAGAUUUUGGUAUUUAUUUAAGACCUAAUGAAAAAACUGUGUUUAUAAGCCUACCCACAGAGUACAAAAAGUUGCCAACUAAAGUAUUUGAAGCCAGUAUACAUGGAGUCAUGCCUCUGGAUAAAAGAAUCAAUGAAAGUUGUGAGAUUGAGAAUCAGAUUUGUACCAACUGGAAUAAAGGUGCCAUUGAAAAAAUGCAAGAGAUCAUAAAGUAUUCUAAACGGCUUUAUUUUGUUCCUGUGGCUGUUAUUUCUACCAAAGAAAACGACGUAGUGUUGGGAAAUUUGUAUUAUGAAGCAAGCGGAUGUAGUUCUCUCGUAAACAUUGUCGACGAGCUAGAAGGAUGGCCAGUAUUUUUAGAAAAGAAUGAAAGCGCUUACAUUCAAAAUCUAUCGGUUCUAUACUCAAACCGUAGACGACAUCGUGCGUGCCUGCUAAAACCUUUACCAAAUGUAACCAUACCUAACAUUUCAACGAAUUUGUCUUUAGAAGAAUAUAAUAGUAUUUGUGGUAAGGUUCUUGACAUCUGUGAAGCCAGGAAGUCCGAUUGUGCUUCGGAAGAUGGCAGCACUGUGGUCAACGCAAAAUUAAAGGAACAGAAAACAAUAUACACAUUAACAUUCGAAGAAAUAGAAAUGUACUCCAAUAUGUACAUUACUAUAGCGGGUCAGGAGCAUAAUGCUUUGAAUUUAUUGUUGAAUAAAAUCAGAGAUCUUAGAAUGUGUGAAAAAUACAAAAAUGCUAAACCAAUCGGAAGAGCUACGACCAGAUUAGGAUCUACUCAUAAUUGA
This is a messenger RNA of Bombyx mandarina (wild silkworm), 1020 nucleotides long. RefSeq lists its product as uncharacterized. Lineage: Eukaryota; Metazoa; Arthropoda; Insecta; Lepidoptera; Bombycidae. The record is from RefSeq and is a predicted model, not a curated record.